AUGGACGUGUGUGGCUGGAAAGAAAUGGAGGUUGCUCUGGUCAAUUUCGAUAACUCAGAUGAAAUCCAGGAAGAGCCAGGCUACACCACGGACUUCGACUCAACCUGCCCGAAAGGCCGGCCUGGGAGCAGCCCCUUCUCCCGCUGGAGGAUCCACAUCAGUGACAGCACCAACCAUGACACUGCCUUCUCCAAGCUCCCGGGAGACCACGUGGAUCCCGCAGGGCCUGAGCCAGUGGUCUUGAGUGAAGGAAACCAGCGGGUGAUCAUCAACAUUGCUGGGCUGAGGUUUGAGACUCAGCUCAGAACCCUCAGUCAGUUCCCAGAGACUCUCCUGGGAGACCGGGAGAAAAGGAUGCAGUUCUUUGACUCCAUGAGAAAUGAAUAUUUCUUUGACCGGCACCGGCCCAGUUUUGAUGGAAUCCUAUAUUAUUACCAAUCUGGUGGGAAAAUCCGGCGCCCGGCCAAUGUCCCUAUCGAUGUCUUUGCUGAUGAGAUUUCCUUUUAUGAGCUGGGUAACGAGGCUAUGGACCAGUUCCGGGAGGAUGAAGGCUUCAUCAAAGACCCUGAAACACUGCUCCCCACCAGUGACUUCCACCGGCAGUUCUGGCUCCUCUUUGAGGACCCUGAGAGCUCCGGUGCUGCCCGUGGUGUGGCCGUGGUCUCAGUGUUGGUUGUGGUCAUCUCCAUCACAAUCUUCUGCCUGGAGACACUGCCAGAGUUCCGGGAGGAUAGGGAGCUGAAGGUGGUCAGGGACCCCAGCCUCAACACGAGCAAGACCGUCCUCUCCCACACCAUGUUCACCGACCCUUUCUUCGUGGUGGAGUCCACCUGCAUCGUGUGGUUCACCCUGGAACUGGUGCUCCGGUUCGUGGUCUGCCCUAGCAAGGCCGACUUCUUCAGGAACAUCAUGAACAUCAUCGACAUCAUUUCCAUCACCCCCUACUUCGCAACUCUCAUCACAGAGCUGGUCCAGGACACAGAGCCGAGCGCCCAGCAGAACACGUCCCUGGCCAUCCUGAGGACCAUCCGGCUGGUGAGGGUCUUCCGCAUCUUCAAGCUCUCCCGCCACUCCAAGGGGCUGCAGGUCCUGGGGCAGACGCUGAAGGCGUCCAUGCAGGAGUUGGGGCUGCUCAUCUUCUUCCUCUUCAUCGGCGUCAUUCUCUUCUCCAGCGCGGUCUACUUUGCCGAGGUGGACGAGCCAGAGUCCCAUUUCUCUAGCAUUCCUGAUGGCUUCUGGUGGGCAGUGGUCACCAUGACAACUGUAGGCUAUGGUGACAUGUGCCCAACCACCCCUGGGGGGAAGAUUGUGGGCACUCUGUGUGCCAUUGCGGGGGUCCUCACCAUUGCCCUCCCUGUGCCUGUCAUUGUCUCCAACUUCAACUACUUCUACCACCGGGAGACCGAGAAUGAGGAGAAGCAAAACAUCCCAGGAGAAAUCGAAAGAAUCCUCAUCGUCAACAGCGCAGGCUCAAGAAUGGGCAGCACAGACUCUCUUAGUGAGACCAGUGGCGGCUGUUCCACGGAGAAGUCCAGCAAGUGA
This is a messenger RNA of Cynocephalus volans (Philippine flying lemur), 1542 nucleotides long. RefSeq names its product potassium voltage-gated channel subfamily A member 10 (gene KCNA10). Gene Ontology annotation, biological process: protein homooligomerization; potassium ion transmembrane transport. Gene Ontology annotation, molecular function: protein binding; delayed rectifier potassium channel activity. The coding region runs from base 1 to 1542 and encodes 513 amino acids. Lineage: Eukaryota; Metazoa; Chordata; Mammalia; Dermoptera; Cynocephalidae. The record is from RefSeq and is a predicted model, not a curated record. Gene Ontology annotation, cellular component: voltage-gated potassium channel complex; membrane. The transcript has a single exon.